Salvelinus sp. IW2-2015 is the source of this 3960-nucleotide messenger RNA. Its product is annotated as CD109 antigen-like. The record is from RefSeq and is a predicted model, not a curated record. Gene Ontology annotation, cellular component: extracellular region. NCBI's taxonomy places the organism in Eukaryota, Metazoa, Chordata, Actinopteri, Salmoniformes, Salmonidae. Gene Ontology annotation, molecular function: endopeptidase inhibitor activity.
GACUCAAAACCAAUAAGACUGUGGUGGUGCACGUUAUGGAGAAUACAUACCACCUUGAAUUAUACAAUUUCCCACAUGUUCUGAAGCCAUCUUUAAACUUUUCAAUACAUCUGAAAAUAUCCAGGUACGACAACGAGCCUCUGACUCCAGAGGAUCGGAUGAACUCUGUGUUCAUUGACAUCGGUCACAGAACAUCUAAGCCCAUCGGACAGAACCAGGGAGAAACCAACUCCGAUUCACCACAAGGCAAGAUGGAGGACAUAAAAAGCUAUAGACGCUUGACUCUACCAGUGCCUGAGGAUGGGAUCGUACACAUUGAGUUCCAGUUACACAAACAAGUAGAGAUGCUUUUCAUUCAGGCCAUGUUCAUGGGCAGUGAGGAGAGCCUGGAGCUCUACAAUAGUAACCACUCCUCUCCCAGUGGAUCAUACAUCCAGAUCCAACGCCUCCGCUCUCCACCACAGAUUGGAAAACCUCUUCCUAUAUCUGUAGAGAGCACUUUCCAACUCACUGAGCUUCACUAUCUGGUGACGUCCAGGGGUCAGGUGGUGGCUGCUGGGACAGCAACCUCUCCCUCCUUCUCUCUGACCCCUGCAGUAUCCUGGUCACCAGAGACCUGCAUCACUGUGUUCUGUGUCCUACCAGAUGGAGAGAUCAUAAAUGACUCCAUGCACGUCUUCAUCAAGCCCCAUGGAGUCCUACAAAAUGAAGUAUAUCUGAGCUGGAGCCAUGAGAAGGUGAUGCCAGGUGAAGAGGUGUCCCUCACUGUCCUUGUGAUUGAACCUGGCUCUCUGGUCGGAAUCAUGGUGGUGGACAAGGACUCUGACUCUGAUGGUGACAUCACAGAGGAGAAGGUGCUGGCGGAAAUGACUGACUACCUCAAGGAGGAGAUAACCCUUCACCAUAGUGGAAUAACUGGAGGGAACGACAGCCCGCUCUCCGUUUUCACGGCUUGCAACCUUGUGGUUUUAACAGAUGCCAGUUUACAUACAACUGGAGAUUAUCAGGAGACUGAAAUUGAUCAUGAGGCGGAGGAUCAGCCAGAGCGGAGGCCCUCCAUGGGACAGGACUUCUCUAAGACCUGGCUGUGGCUGGACAUGAACAUCAGUGAGUCAACAACAACUAGUUUCCAUGUGGCUGUCCCAGACAGCAUCACCUCCUGGAGAGCAAUGGCGUUUGUUAUGUCAGAUAACCUGGGCUUGGGCCUCACCUUUAAACCACAGAAGCUGAUAGUGUCAACGGAUUUCUCCCUGUCUCUCGAUGUCCCAGAAUGCAUCACCAGAGGAGAGCAGCUUGUCCUCGAGGUCAACCUCUUCAACCAUCUAGAAGAGGACACGGAGGUCAUAGUGGUGGUUGCUGAGAGCUCUCGCUUUGACUUUGUUCUGGCAGACCGAGACCUUGUUUCUAUGGUGAACGCACGUAGAGUGACAGUGGGGAGCCAGGGCGGCGCCACCGCUCUCUUUCCCAUCAGGCCUCUGGUUUUUGGAGAGAUAUUGAUGUCUGUGAAAGCAAUGACUGGACAGGCCACAGAAAAGAUUGUUCGUAAAGUGCUUGUGAAGCCUGAGGGUAAAGAACAGUCCUUCUCAGAGACCGUGUUUCUGGAGAUGGUUCCGACCAACCGUAACCUGUCCAGACAGCUCCACUUCUCCUUCCCUCCAGAUGUAGUGCCAGGCAGCGAGAGGGCUCACGUGGCAGUGGUUGGUGAUAUCUUGGGCCUGUCCAUCACAGGGCUGGGCUUGCUGGUUAAGAUGCCUCACGGCUGUGGAGAGCAGAAUAUGAUCAACUUCGCUCCCAACGUCUAUGUCCUGCAGCGCUUGGCGAAAUCCAGCCAGCCAUACGAGGAGAUACGCAGCAAGGCUUUGUUAUACAUGAUGGAAGGAUAUCAGAGAGAGCUAUCUUUCCAGAGAGAUGAUGGAUCCUUCAGUGCCUUUGGAGCCAGCGACACUUCUGGUAGUACCUGGCUGACAGCGUUUGUCCUGAGGUGUUUCCUGCAGGCCCAGUCCUUCAUACAGAUUGACCAGAGUGUUCUCUCCAGGGCCAUGGGCUGGCUGGUCCAGCAGCAGGGAUCCCAGGGAGAGUUCAUCGAGAUGGGCAGGGUCAUUCACACUGAGCUACAGGGAGGCCUGGAUGGACCCGUCUCUCUGACCUCCUAUGUACUGAUGACACUGCUGGAGGACCAGGCCUAUAUGAGCAUGUUCCCCGGCAACGUGUCCCUGACCAGGAGCUAUCUGGAGGGCGAAGUGGCUAGCGGGGUGUCCAGUAACUACAGCCUGUGUCUGGCGGCAUACGCUCUGUCUCUGGCUAACAGUCUCACCGCAGGCACAGCCCUGGAUGAGCUCAAGAGCAGAGCUGAUAUUAGAGAUGGGGUCCAGACCUGGCGGUCGUCCAGUGCCGAGGUGUCUGACUCAUGGCAGCCGCGCUCAGCAGAGAUAGAGAUGGCUGCCUACGUGUUGCUGGCGCUGUACAAGCGGGCUAGUGUGGUGGAGGCCAUCUCCCUCAUGAAGUGGCUGAGCCAGCAGAGGAACCACCUGGGGGCAUACGGGAGCACACAGGACACAGUGGUAGCACUACAAGCCCUGUCUGUCUACGCUGCCUUUAGUGGGGCAGAUGCCAUUGAUCUGGGGGUCGAAGUGUCCACCUCAGUCUCACCUACAGUGUCCCACUUCAACAUCAACUCCACCAACUACCUGGUACAUCAGAGCAAAGAGAUGAAUGUGUUCUACAACAUAGAGGACAGAGUGCUGUCUGAGAGGAGCCAAGAUGACACAGACCAUGAAGGUUUCUCUCUGGACGUUGAAGUGUUAGAUGAUGAGGAUGACCUGGACCACAUCAUGUUAUCCAUAUGCACCAGGCUGCUGGAGAGCCAGAAGAUAGCUCAGACAGGUAUGGUGCUGGUAGAUGUGGGUGUGCUGAGUGGCUUCACCCUUGCGCCACAGGCUGUUGCCACGGGCGACCUGGUCAGAAAAGUUGAGGCUUCUCCUGGGAAAGUUAGCCUCUAUUUAGAUUCAUUGACCACAACACAGGUGUGCAUCAGAAUCCCAAUGAUAAGAAACUUCAAAGUGUCACAUGUGCAAGAUGCUGUGGUUCAGGUGUACGACUACUAUGAACCAAGGCGUAAAGCAGUGAGGUCCUACAACUCCGACGUGAUGCAGGACAUGGGCUCCUGUGCCUUCUGUGGGAGAGACUGCGGUCUCUGCAGGCAAGAAAUAAUUAUCUCGAGCUCCUCCACCACCCACACAAAGAACACUGCCAUCUACUGGUUGGGAUGUGUACUGGUUGCAAUUAAAGCUUUACUGUUAUAACAAUAUCAAUGUCUCGUGGACAGAUCUACGUAAACAUAACUGGCACCAUAGAAUCUAUGGGAUGCGUGAGAUAACAUCAGAACUACUGCUGCUCGCUGAGUUUUUUUCGUCACUAGUUAUUUGGACAAAUCACGAUUUGGCAGGUGUUAGCGUCUUUGGAAUUGUGAAUGGGAGUGGACAUUCGGCUCGUAACUUGUAAAGAGAGAGGGUGGAGCUCCUGGUUCUAGCAUUUCUUCAUCACUUUUGGACCCAGAACUUCAUCCAGCAGCUGCCCAAUUACACAAGACUUUAGUUCUAUGUUAACUGAGAUUAUAAUAAUAUAAACCGCUUAUUUUAAAAGCCGUUGUCAGAAGGCAAAAACUACCUGUAGAAAUACCUAAUUAUUAUUCUAUGAAUAGAUUUGAUUUACUUAGCCCGAAUCAGUAAAUUGGUCAAAUCAGACUGUUUUAUUAGCUAUUUGAUGCGCUGGAUUUAAUGUGGAAUAUACUUUUUAUAUUUAUCAUAAAUCUGUGUUUUUUAGUAACCUCAUUAAUUUGUACACUUUGAUACAAAAAUGUAAACAAAGUCAAAUAAAUUGAGGUGAAUAAUGAAGAUAUAGUUUGCAGGACAUAGUUUUCCAUCCACUAUUAUGAGUUACUUGGCAGACUAAAUGACUCAC